AGUUUCAUCAGAUCUAGUCUGAGCCAUGCCAUUUUUGAAACAACCUACUAAAAUCCCUCAGUCAAAGCUGUUGGAUAUUAAAACACAGAAAUGUGGAUUUCGGCACACAGUGUUCUCAGUCAAUGGGGAUGAAUACAUUGGGUGGCAGAACAAUCAGAAACAUGGUGAGAAAACGGGAGGGAAUUCAAUUUGGAAGACUGCUGCGCCAUUAUAAGGAGAUUGGAAAUUUGGGAAACGUGAUGGACAUGGUACCUACAGUGUACUAAUCCCAGAAACCAAGGAGUAUGCAAUGCAGUACUAUGGUGAAUGGAAAAAUGGCAAUAAGAAUGGUUAUGGGACACACUUUUACAGUAACUCAGAAGCUGAGGGGGAGUGGAGUGAAGACCAGCGGAGCGGCCGCGGACUAAUGUACUAUGAGAAUGGAGAUUACUAUGAUGGAGAAUGGCUGAAGGAUAAGAAUCAUGGACAGGGCAUUUAUAUAUUUGCAAAUGAAAACUGUUAUGUCGGCACCUGUAAGGAUGGUAAGAAGAAUGGCAAUGGAAAGUUCUACUAUUUGGAUAAAGGCCAGCUGUACGAAGGUGUUUGGGUGGAUGGAGUCGCCAAAUGUGGGACUCUGUCUGAAAUAGGAAGGGCUGAAGCACCAACACCAACAAAAUACCCCAUUCCAAAGCUUCAACUAGUGGAUAUGGAGCAGGUGUUAAAUGACGCUCGAUCAGCAUACCUUCAUCAGGUUUGAUGACCAGCCAGAGGGUCAGAAGCAAGUGCCUCACCUUUUAUUGCAGCUUACUUUUCUUGAUUUUGAUACAGUUCUGUCUUGGUUUGCUUACAUGUUACUUAAGAACUCUGUUUAAAUAAGCAGUAUAUUCACACUGAGUUUAUGUUUCCAUCGUUUUUUUUUUCGCCUUUGGGUUAUAUUGUUACAUUUUGACUUCCAUCAUCAGCUUUCUGGUGUACUCGUUUGUCCUUCUGUUUGAUCACCAGAGUGCAUUUUCUCCUGUGUUUUUAAUUAUUUGAAUAAAUUAUUGCAAGAAU
Molecule: messenger RNA, 1032 nt
Organism: Thalassophryne amazonica
Lineage: Eukaryota; Metazoa; Chordata; Actinopteri; Batrachoidiformes; Batrachoididae
Gene: morn3
Product: MORN repeat containing 3
Source: RefSeq, a predicted model, not a curated record